Molecule: messenger RNA, 4365 nt
Organism: Xiphophorus hellerii (green swordtail)
Lineage: Eukaryota; Metazoa; Chordata; Actinopteri; Cyprinodontiformes; Poeciliidae
Product: solute carrier organic anion transporter family member 1C1-like
Exons: 15
Coding region: 255-2324 (689 amino acids)
Biological process (GO): sodium-independent organic anion transport; bile acid and bile salt transport; transmembrane transport
Cellular component (GO): basolateral plasma membrane
Molecular function (GO): bile acid transmembrane transporter activity; protein binding
Source: RefSeq, a predicted model, not a curated record
GCUCGUGUCACCAUUACAUGAGGCCUGGGUGGCCUUUUGUUGACAUAAUCAACAAGGCCAACAUGAGUGCCCGAGUUACUGAUUACACGUGAUUUUAUAAUUUGGAGAUAAGACUUGGGCUUUAAGCACUGAUUCCUGCCAGUUAGGACAAGCCACCAAGCUGGGAUCCUUCAAACUGGGACGCCACCACUUCAGGGCUAUUGGGAUCGUUUUGUUCCUCCUUUUCUCUGUCCAGUUGAACAAGAAGCAGCAUCAUGAGCGUGGAGGCCAAAAAAACACGCCAGGCCUGUUGCUCCCAGCUCAAGCUGUUCCUUGUCUCUUUGGCAUUUGUGUACUUUGCCAAAGCUUUUGGUGGCUCCUACAUGAAGAGCUCCAUCACCCAGAUUGAGAGACGCUUCGACAUCCCCAGCUCUCUGAUUGGGGUCAUAGAUGGCAGCUUUGAAAUGGGAAACCUGCUGGUGAUCGCCUUUGUGAGCUACUUUGGUGCAAAGCUCCAUCGUCCCAGGCUGAUUGGUAUCGGCUGCUUGGUCAUGGCCGCCGGAUCGUUCAUUGUUGCACUGCCACACUUCCUGCAGGGCCCGUAUAAAUAUGAGACCAGCAUGUCACACAACACUCAGGUCAACAGCACAGAAAACAUCCUGCCAUGUUUGUCCAACCACAGCCUGAAUGAGAAGGAUGAAGUCCCAGAUGUAGAAGCCAUGAAAGCUUGUGAAAAGGCAGUCGGCUCUUCCAUGUGGAUCUACGUUUUCCUGGGAAACGUGCUGCGUGGAAUUGGAGAGACGCCGAUCAUGCCUUUGGGAAUAUCCUAUCUGGAUGACUUCUCCAAACACGAGAACACUCCUUUCUAUUUGGCCUGCAUUCAUACAACGGGAAUAUUAGGUCCUAUGUUUGGGUUCAUGCUGGGGUCCUUCCUUGCCAAGACCUACGUGGACAUUGGAUUUGUCGAUUUAGACAGCAUCACCAUCAACUACAAGGACUCCCGCUGGGUGGGAGCCUGGUGGCUGGGCUUCAUCUUGACUGGUGCAGUGAUUCUGCUGUCGAGCAUCCCCUUCUUCUUCCUGCCCAAGUCUUUGCCGAAACAGGGGGAAGAGGAAGAAGGUGGCAACAAAAGCACGGAGCUAGCUUCUGGGCCAGAACAGGAGAGUUUCCUACCAGAUGAAACCGAAGAUGGUGAAGACAAAGAGAAGGCCGUCACGUUUAAGGAAAUGGCUAAAGAUUUUGUUCCUUCACUGAAGAGACUCUUCAGGAACAGCAUCUACUCCAUGAUGAUUCUCACCCACCUGGUUGCGGUCAACGGUUUCAUUGGCUUGAUCACCUUCAAACCUAAAUUCAUGGAGCAGAUCUACGGCCAGGCGGCAUCCAAGGCCAUUUUUCUCAUAGGCAUCAUGAACCUGCCCGCGGUCGCUCUGGGCAUCAUCACUGGUGGUUUUGUGCUGAAACGUUUCAACCUGGGUGUCAUUGGAGCGGCCAGAGUGUCCAUCACUGCAUCUCUUGGAGCCUUUUCUUUGCUCACCCUGCAGGGCUUCUUCCACUGUGACAAUGCAGAGGUGGCUGGUUUGACUGUUGCAUAUCAAGGUUAUCAACAAGUAUCCUACAAUUAUUCCACACUUUUGUCGCCGUGCAACAUGGGCUGUUCCUGCUCCAUGAAGCACUGGGAUCCAGUCUGCGCCUAUAACGGCAUGACGUACGCCUCUCCCUGCCUGGCUGGCUGCCAGACCGCCACUGGGACAGGAAAAGCAAUGGUGUUUCAUAACUGUACCUGUGUUGGGGACUUCAUGACCCCUGCUGCGAACAUGUCUGCUGUGCUGGGCCAGUGUUCGAGGAAGAGCGAUUGUGAUUAUAAAUUUAAAAUCUACAUGGCUUUGACGGUGGCGGGAGCUUUCAUUUCUGCUUGUGGGGCCACACCGGGAUAUAUUGUGUUACUCAGAUCCAUCCAGCCAGAUCUGAAGUCUUUGGCCUUGGGUAUGCAGACGCUGAUUGUGAGAACUCUGGGUGGGAUCCCUCCCCCGAUAUAUUUCGGAGCACUGAUCGAUCGAACUUGUUUGAAAUGGGGCACGAAGCAAUGUGGAGGACGCGGAGCAUGUAGGCUUUAUGAUUCCAACGCGUUUAGAAUGACUUUCGUAGGCUUGGUAACGGGACUGUACUUCCUUGCCAAUGUGUUGUGGGGAAUUCUCUACGUUAAAAUCAUCAAGAGACAGAAGAAGCUAGCUCUGAGGAACCAGGCCAAAGACAACGCACUGGAGGGUAACACACAGAACAAUGGAUGUGCAAACAUCAGCAUUUCUAUGAACAAAGAAGAGGAAAACAAGGAGAGUUCGAUUUAACAUAUUACAAGAAGGCCGCAUCACUGUGCAAAGAAGAUGGACCCUUGUGUGCUGUGGUCAUUCCCAAACUGGAUCAAAUGUGGUAAGGUACAGUUUUAUCACUGUUUGGCCUUCUAGCAGCUCACCUCUUUCUUCUUUCUCUCUUUUUCUAGAAAUAAAAGUCACAACUAGAGCAAUUACCUCACAUUAAAAAAUAUGUGAUCUUUGUCCAAACAGUCAAAGUAGCUUGAUCUGAAACUCAAGUCACUUUUCAGUUUUAAACAUUAAAUAGAUGUAUAUAAAAUAUUAAAAAGAUUCUAAAAAAUGACAGUUUUACACACCGUUGAAGCUGAAAGACUCUUGAUUCUUUCAUGAGUCAUUUUAAUGUGUCUGGGUUUUUGUUUUUUUUUAGCACUGGAGGCUAUCAGUCCUCCUUUACCUCACUUCCUGAAACCAUUUUUACAAGCUUAUACCACUGAUAACCAUUGUUUUAUUUUAAAGUCAAAUAAAAUCCUCAAAUGUGUCCCAACAAUGCAUUGUGUGUCAACGUAAUUGUUAUGUAAUACAUUACAGUUUUUCUCUUUGUUAAAUAAUUUCACAAAAAAUUAUAAAUAUAAAUGUCGUAAAGUGAGCCACUGUUUGAAUUGUGAACCACAAGCCAUUGGACUGAGCACUAAGCUUGUUUUUUUAAUUUACUUUCUUAUACUUUGUUGCAACUGUAACAUCCAGUCAUAUGGCACUGACUUAAUAAUCACUGUUAAUCAUUUGGAUUUACAAAGAAAGUUAGAUGCUUUUUUAUUUUAAUAUGUCGUAUAUAUUGCUUAAGGUUCUCUUCUUCCACUCUCUUUGUGCAGAUGAAUAUACAUUAAAGACAAUAAGUUUAUUAGUUGGUCUUAAUUUAUUAUAAUUAAGAUACUGACUUCUACGACUUUUUUCUACUAUAUAAAUGAGCAAUUUUAAAAUAUCUCCUGUCUUGUGAAAAAUAUAGAAGCUCACAUUCACUUUCAGCCCUGAAUGACAAUGAAUUAAAAAAAUGAGUAAAUAUAGUCUUAGUCAGCUUUCAGCCUGCCACAUGCUGAAAUAAACACAGUUUGACUGAAAGUCAGCAUAAAGUUUUCCUGUUUUCAGGUCAGUUGAGAUUAUGAAUAUUAUUUGUAUUUGCUAAAUGCCAUAAAGUUGACAGUGAUUUUAUACACGAACUGUGACCUCAACCAAGAUGUACCGUUAUAACCAACUGCAGUAGCACCAUCUAACCCAUGGAGGGCAGCACUUGCACGGUUUUACGCUAAAAUAUUGCAGAAUUAAACAAAUUCACACAAGAAUGUUGAUUUGGGGUUUAGUCUUUAACCAUACAUUUCGAAUUUUUAUUUUUAUUUUUAAAGUAUAUACAUAUAUAUUUAAAAAAAAAACAUUUUUCUUGUUACUUAUUGUUCAAUUCUGAGUACAGUCUUAAGUUUAUUAAAAAAUACUUUAAAAAAAAAGAAAUAAAAGAUCAACUUUACCAGUUGUCCUAAAAAUAUUCAAUGUUUUUAUGCAAGGUGGAUUAUUGGUGGAAAAUCUAAAAACAAGUCCAGAAUUAUUCAUACCCCAGAUGUGUUUAAGAUAUCAGAAAAAAAGGUUAUCUUCAGUCUGAAUCAAAAUUCUUGGUUGAAUGAAAAAUAAUUGUACAUCUAAAUCUGUCAGGGGUAUAUGAACAACUCAAAUGCACCUUAUGAGAAAUUUCUUUUAAAUGGAUUGAGUUUUAGUGGGCAGUUUUGCAUCGGGCUUUAACAAUUAGGUUGGUCUGCUUGACCACUUAGGUCAAGCAGACCUAAUUUCUUUUUCUUCUAAAAAAAGAAAAAAAGUCAACAGUGUUGCAACCCAACCGGCCUCUGGGUCCUGGAAUUUCCUCUCACCCCUCACACAGAUGUUUUCCGGGCGUUUUGCCCUGAUUUUCAAGCUUUUACCAAACGGGCAAAGACUAUUUCCAGGUAAUGCAUCAUUUUCCGAGUAAAGUUGUUAACAGUAGCUCCAUUCGUCUUUUCUGUUCUUGCUCUACUCACAAUAAACAACCUUGACCUUC